AUGACCGAGUGGCUUGCUCUCAAUAUUUCCACCAGUCUCAAUGGGGAUCCGGCAAAUUUGAGAACUAUUCAGUUGGUUCAAGUUCCAUCGGUCUACGACUACUUUGUCUUCUUGCAUGUGUAUGCUUCGAGAAGCACGUUGACGAUGAGUUCAAUCUGGCAGUCAAAAUGUGAUCCCAGACAACAGAAACUUGAUUUUGCUCACAAAGGCCCAGGCUUUCCUACCUGGCAUCGUGCCUAUGUGCUUUUUGUGGAGGAAGAACUGGGCAGGUUGAACCCGCUGCCUACGGAUCCUUUUUCCAAACGGGAUGGAGACAACUUCGCUCUGCCUUACUGGGACUGGACCGGGCAAACCGGCUGUUCAGUGUGCACAACUGACUUGGUCGGAGCGUUCUCACCGAAUGGUCAAUUACUGGACUCAAGUCCAUUCGCUGACUGGGUCACAUUCUGCCCGCAAAGACCGGAAUUCGACGACUGCCAUGUCUGUGAUCCAGGAUUGAUCACCUCAAACGACAGAAAAAGUCCAAUGGCUGGCACAACACUUUGGCGCAAAGUGAACGAUCCAAAACUCGCUCCCGGAUUCGCCCGUUUGCCAGACCAGCUUGAUGUGGAUAUCACCUUGAACUGUUCGGACUAUGACGCGUGGCCUUAUAGCAUGGGAGCAGGACGUCAAAGUUUUCGUGAUCUUCUGGAGGGAUUUACCGACCCGAAAGAUGGGGAUUCCAUCAUUUUGCCGUUGCCUCCCGGUAGUGCCAACGACAUCAACGUGAACCAGACCAACACGACAGUGUCGGUUGCCCCACCGAUCUCCAGUGUACUCAACAUUCAGUGCAUAUUUGCUGUUCAUAGCUACUUCAACGGGUCCUGGUUUGACGUGGCAACCAGUCCAAACGAUCCAAUCUUCUUUCUUCACCACACUUUUGUCGACAAGUUGUUUGAGCUCUGGAUACGUAAAAAUCGACCGUCACCUGAGCAAGUAGGUUCAUCGGAUGAUAGAUGUUCCCUUUCGAAUGAAGGAUUUUUCCCGGGGAUAGCCUAG
Opisthorchis viverrini is the source of this 1038-nucleotide messenger RNA. RefSeq lists its product as hypothetical. Gene Ontology annotation, molecular function: oxidoreductase activity. The transcript is spliced from 4 exons. NCBI's taxonomy places the organism in Eukaryota, Metazoa, Platyhelminthes, Trematoda, Opisthorchiida, Opisthorchiidae. The record is from RefSeq and is a predicted model, not a curated record. The coding region runs from base 1 to 1038 and encodes 345 amino acids.